AGAGUCACAUGAUUCACAAAUCAAAAUGCUUCCUAAAGUGAAAGAUGCAACUAAAGAAAGCGAAUAUGGUUACGUCUACGGCGUAUCCGGUCCUGUUGUUACUGCAUCCAGAAUGGCUGGUGCCGCUAUGUACGAGCUGGUUAGAGUAGGCUAUAAUGAAUUAGUCGCGGAAAUCAUCCGUUUAGAGGGUGAUAUGGCAACGUUACAAGUAUACGAGGAAACAUCUGGGGUAACGGUUGGUGAUCCUGUUUUACGAACUGGAAAGCCAUUAUCUGUUGAAUUGGGUCCUGGUAUUUUAGGAAGUAUCUUUGACGGAAUCCAAAGACCUCUACGAGCUAUCAAUGAAUUGACACAAAGCAUUUAUCUCCCAAAAGGUGUAAAUAUGCCUGCUUUGGAUAGAAACUUAAAAUGGGAUUUCAUUCCAAAUAAAUCGAUUAAAGUUGGAAGUCAUAUGACUGGAGGAGAUGAAUAUGGCUUAGUUUAUGAAAAUACAUUGGUUACCCAUAAAAUUCUAUUGCCUCCAAAAGCCAGAGGUACUGUCACAUAUGUAGCUGAAGAAGGAAGUUAUGAUGUCAAUGACGUUCUAUUGGAAACUGAAUUUGAUGGUGAAAAGAACAAGUACAGCAUGUUACAAAUAUGGCCUGUAAGACAAAGGAGACCUGUAACUGAAAAGUUGGCUGCUAAUCAUCCACUUUUAACUGGUCAACGUGUUUUGGACUCUCUCUUUCCUUGUGUUCAAGGAGGUACAACAGCCAUUCCAGGAGCUUUUGGUUGUGGAAAAACUGUUAUUUCCCAAUCCCUUUCUAAAUAUUCCAACAGCGACGUUAUUGUGUAUGUUGGUUGUGGAGAACGUGGUAACGAAAUGUCUGAAGUACUUCGAGAUUUCCCUGAAUUAACCAUCGAGCUAAACGGAAAAACUGAAUCCAUUAUGAAACGAACAGCCCUUGUUGCAAACACAUCAAACAUGCCUGUAGCUGCCAGAGAGGCUUCUAUCUAUACCGGUAUCACUUUGGCCGAAUACUUUAGAGAUCAGGGCAAAAACGUUUCCCUUAUGGCUGAUUCUACGUCACGUUGGGCCGAAGCUCUUCGUGAAAUUUCUGGUCGUUUAGCUGAAAUGCCUGCCGAUUCUGGCUAUCCUGCUUAUCUUUCAUCCAAGUUAGCUUCUUUCUACGAGAGGGCAGGCCGUGUAAAAUGCCUUGGAAAUCCUACCAGAGAGGGUAGCGUGUCUAUCGUUGGAGCCGUAUCACCUCCUGGUGGUGAUUUUGCUGAUCCUGUAACAUCAGCUACCUUGGGCAUUGUUCAAGUAUUUUGGGGUUUAGAUAAGAAACUAGCUCAGAGAAAGCAUUUCCCAGCCAUUAAUUGGCUAAUCAGUUUUAGCAAGUAUACAAGAGCACUAGACGACUUCUACGAAAAGAAUUACCCUGAAUUUGUCGCUUUAAGAGCAAAAACUAAAGAAAUUCUCCAAGAGGAGGAAGAUUUAUCCGAAAUUGUACAACUAGUUGGUAAAGCCUCCUUGGCUGAAACAGACAAAGUUACACUCGAAGUUUCCAAAUUGAUCAAAGAUGAUUUCUUACAGCAGAACAGUUAUACGCCAUAUGAUAGGAUGUGCCCCUUUUACAAGACAGUUGGAAUGUUGAAAUUACUUAUUGGUUUCUACGAUCUCUCUAAACACGCUGUAGAAUCAACCGCUCAAUCGGAUAAUAAGAUAACUUGGGCGAAUAUCAGAGAAAAUAUGUCAGAUUUAAUGUACAGAAUUGGAACUGUCAAAUUUAAGAAUCCAACAACUGAAGGAGAAGCGAAAAUUAAAGCAGAUAUUGACGAAUUGUAUGAGGAAAUGCAAGCGUCCUUCAGAAAUCUAGAAGAUUAG
This is a messenger RNA of Dimorphilus gyrociliatus, 1867 nucleotides long. The record is from the annotation of a GenBank genome assembly. NCBI's taxonomy places the organism in Eukaryota, Metazoa, Annelida, Polychaeta, Dinophilidae.